Messenger RNA from Sardina pilchardus (European sardine), 1826 nucleotides. RefSeq names its product transforming growth factor, beta 3 (gene tgfb3). The transcript is spliced from 7 exons. Gene Ontology annotation, cellular component: extracellular region. Gene Ontology annotation, molecular function: cytokine activity; transforming growth factor beta receptor binding; growth factor activity. Gene Ontology annotation, biological process: regulation of cell population proliferation; transforming growth factor beta receptor signaling pathway. NCBI's taxonomy places the organism in Eukaryota, Metazoa, Chordata, Actinopteri, Clupeiformes, Clupeidae. The record is from RefSeq and is a predicted model, not a curated record. Bases 465 to 1712 code for a protein of 415 amino acids.
AGAGGAAUCUGUUGAGUCAAUGACACGAGAAACGUUGCAGGGGACAGAGAUUAGAAUGGAAGAAUGAAGCGCACAAAUGCAGACCUGGAAGUGAGACUGUCAAAUGUGAAAACCUUUCGAAUGGUGAAGAAAUGAAAAGGGGGACAGGGCGUGAAAUACCAGAGGGAGGAGCGAGAUAUCUGUUGAAAAUUUUUCUUGAAACGCAUAGUGCCACUAACCAGUCUAAAUUAUGAAAAAUAAGUGAAACACAAACUUGGAUCAGGCAACAUCAUGGAUUGGUCAUAACUCCUGGAUUAACAACAUGAAAUACCACGGACUAAGAAGCGCAUUGAAGUCACCACUCUCGGACUGAAAGGAUAACUUUUGGAGUGUCCUUUCUAGAGCAUUUCGAUAUCAAGAAGUUUUGCUUGAAUUAAGCUACUCCGCUGAAAGUUACCCACCCUCUGAACUGCAAGAUCAACUCGAUGAGAAUUGAAGUAAACAUGCAUUUGGAAAGAGCAGUUUUGUUUUUCCUAUUAAUUAACUGCGUGACUAAGACAUUAUCACUGUCCUCAUGUACAACUGUGGACAUUGACAACAUAAAGAAGAAGAGAGUGGAGGCGAUCCGGGGACAGAUUCUAAGUAAAUUGCGACUUACCAGUCCACCACAGGCCCUGGGUCCAAAUCAGGUCCCAUUUCAGGUACUGGCACUUUACAAUAGUACGAGGGAACUGAUAGAGGAGUUGGGACAGCAUCGACAGCAAAGCUGUGGACAAGAUAACACGGAGUCGGAAUACUACGCAAAGGAGAUUUACAAAUUCAAUAUGAUUCAUGGACUCCCAGAAAACAAUGACAUUCCCUCCUGCAAAGGAAUCACCUCCAAGGUUUUCAGGUUCAAUGUGUCCGUGAUGGAGAAAAACUCCACCAACUUGUUCCGUGCGGAGUUCCGAGCACUGCGCGUGCCCAACUUUGGUGCUCAGAAAAAUGAACAGCGCAUCGAGUUGUACCAGAUCCUUCGGCAGGACGACCACAUCGCCAAGCAGCGCUACAUCGGGGGCAAGAACGUGUUGACCAAAGGGAAUCCGGAGUGGGUCUCCUUUGAUGUUACUGGAACAGUGAAGGAGUGGCUUACAAACAGAGACUCUAACCUGGGUCUCGAGGUCAGUGUGCACUGUCCAUGCCACACCUUCAACCCCAAUGGUGACAUCACUGAGAAUGUCAACGAAGUGCUAGAGGUCAAGUUUAAAGGAGCAGAGGGGGACUAUGAGGAGAGCACGCGCUGGGACCAGGGCUACCAGAAGAAGCAGAAAGAGCAGCUCCUGCCUCACCUCAUCCUCAUGAUGCUCCCGCCCCACAGGCUGGACACGCAGGCGUCGCCACGGAGACGCAAGCGGGCGCUGGACACCAGCUACUGCUUCAAUAAUUAUGAGGAGAACUGUUGUGUGAGGGAGCUCUACAUUGACUUCCGUCAGGACCUGGGGUGGCGCUGGAUCCAUGAGCCCAAAGGCUACUACGCCAACUUCUGCUCAGGACCUUGUCCUUACCUUCGCAGCGCUGACACCACACAUAGUUCGCUCUUGAGCCUGUUCAACACGCUCAACCCGGAGGCGUCGGCGUCGCCGUGCUGCGUGCCGCAGGACCUGGAGCCGCUCACCAUCCUCUACUACGUGGGCCGCACGCCCAAGGUGGAGCAGCUCUCCAACAUGAUCGUCAAGUCCUGCAAGUGCAGCUGAGGGCGCGGAUAUGGGCCCCCCCACGCAGGCUCCGCACGGACCUGACCACACAUCCAUGGUAGGAGAGAGAGAGAGAGAGAGAGAGAGAGAGAGAGAGAGAGAGAGAGAGAGAGA